Messenger RNA from Myxocyprinus asiaticus (Chinese sucker), 4728 nucleotides. Its product is annotated as katanin-interacting protein-like. NCBI's taxonomy places the organism in Eukaryota, Metazoa, Chordata, Actinopteri, Cypriniformes, Catostomidae. The record is from RefSeq and is a predicted model, not a curated record.
UCAUACACAUCUGGGAUAGCAUGAAGGUGAGUAAAUGAUGAGAGUUUUUGGGUGAACUAUCUCUUUAAUGCAGCUACUAAUGAGAACACGUGCUGCGACAGGUAUCUCUCCUAGAUACAAGCCGUUGCUUCUGUGUGGGUGGAGCUUGUGUGUAGGCGGCUCGAUGUGAUUGGUCGGUACAACUCUUGCAUAUACUGUGAUUUGACAGCGCCUUUCCUGGUUGCACAGCCACUGGCUGCUGCAGCUGUGUGGGUGGGGCUUAUGCUUAGUCGGUGCGCUGUGAUUGGUCAGUACCUUUCCUGGUUACACAGUGCGACUCCAGCAAAAACAAGAACGAUUUCAGCGUGAGAAAUGUCAUGGACUGAGCUCAGGAGGAGCAGGGGAGGAAAACGCUCCUCCACUGAGGAGAAACUGGAUGAAUAUUUAAUCAACCUGCAGCACAAAAACAGGGCUUUGAGAAGACAGCAGAGGAAGGACCCACGGCAGGCAGAGUUGGAGCUGUUAGAGCAGGGAUUUAACCUGUACAUCAACGGCGCUCAUGUCAGCACCACUAAUGCAGUUCAGAGCAACCAGUCCAGCAGGAGAACAGCUCAGCCUUCCACAGCAGCCCCUCCACCAGCACAGAGAAACACACACACUGCAGACUUCUGUGACCUGCUGGAUUAGUUCAAGUGAUUGUGUUUGUGUAGAUUGAGUGGAGAGAAGUUUACAUUAGAUCGACAGAAACAGAGGAGUCACACAGCACCUGAGAAAACACAGAGAAGACAAUGGGUGCAGGAAUCGGUGUACAUCUGCACUGAGAACAGGACGCGAGUGAAGAUUUCCCCAGAGCACAGAUACUCCGAUGACUUUGAGCCGUACGAGUGUGGGGAUAUGGAGUCUGCUCAUGACAGCAGUAAAGUGUCAUGUUUACUCUGUUUGAGGUCCCUCGUUGACCCUGAGCCUGUCCACAGAGUUCUUCUGAACCCUGAGCAGGUGCUGCGGCGUAGCCUGGAGGUCAGCGUCAACCGCAGCACUCGAGACUCAGCCGGAGAGGAAUCGGAGGAGGAAUGGAUCGAGGAACAGAUAGAGAGAGAGGAGAGCAGUGACAGUCUCCCCGACAUCACACUUCCUGCCGCACUCACAAGCCAGCCAGUCAACAAGCAGCUCAGCCAUGGUGACCUCAUCAUGCUGGAAUUUGGCUCCUCCCCUCAAGAUGGGCAAAAAAUUGAGCACUCUCUCUCACCUAAAAGAAAGGAAGAUGUUGAGUCAUACAUCCCUACCAAACCAGUCACAAUGAGGAGACAGACAGAAAUAGCAUCAAGCAGUACACAGGAAAUGUCACGCCCAUGUAGUCACAUCAAGCGCCCCCUGUCUGCAGCACGUAAAGAGCAGGAAGAGCGAGAUUCAGAGGAGAUGGCUGCUUGCGUGUUUCAGGCACUUCAGAGAGAAAACAUGCCACUGCAAACACAUCGACAGAGAGAGUCAAACACACACACUCCUGAUUCCAAAGCUCACACACAGGGGACAGGACAGGAGAGUAGUGCAUACUCUCACACUCUGGAGGAGGAAGACGAAGAUGAUGAUGAAGAUCAGAGUGGAGUUAUCAUAGUGAUGCAGAGAAUCGCUCUCAUGGAACCUGGGCAGCAGAGGUGUUUGUUAAAGGCUCUAGAGAGAAUCGACACUGACGAUCAAUCAAGUCUCACUGACAGCAGCAGUUUUAUUUUGUCUCGGAGGGAAGCAUCUAUGCAGGUGACACCCACUCUCUACGUUACCAUGGAGAUCUUGUCAAACUGGGGUCACCUGGGUCAGGUCGGACUCACAGAAAUUCAGUUCUUUGGCCCACAAAAUCAAAAGCUGUUUGUGUCUCCACAUGACCUGGACAUCCGAAAUGCCAACCAGCCCGGAAAUCUCGCUGCACUCGUCAAUGGGAAAACUAAAACCAUGAAAGAGCAUCAUAUGUGGGCGUGUCCGUUCCAUCCACCCGUCCAGCUGUACUUCAUCAUCAGGAAUGUCCAGCACUCCCCGGACUUCAGCAUCUCCCAUAUCAAAUUCUGGAAUUAUAACCGGAGUCUCAAUGAUAUUGAUGUGGGUGCUCAUCAUGUGCGCUUGUAUGUAAACAGCACUCUGGUCUUUGAGGGUCAUUUGGAGAAAGGUUGCGGAAACCAGGUCUUUGAUUACAGCACGUCCAUUGAACUCCAAGACACCUUUCCAAGCCCUGUCACAUCAGAACACACUCUGGUGGGCUGUCGCCCACAUAACCAAGAAAAUGAAUUUCAGGAGUCCAACUCUGGCCAAUCAGAUUACAGCUCUACCCAAAUAGUAGAAACAAGCCAGAACCAGUCAGAUAUAAGUGCCACUCACCUAGUUAACCCUGGCAACUGUGCCGUUUCAAUGCAAAGGGACUCGCCCCCUUUGGAUCUGAUUUUACCCACGGGGCGGAUUCCAGGACAACAAAUGGAGGAAGUGAAAACGGUGACCACACAACCGUCAUCUAGUCGGCUUGCACAUUGGCUCCAGCCGCUAAACCAGACAGUAAUGGAUGAAGCUGAGGGGUCUCGGGAGCAAGAGCGCCCCCAGUGGCUCCAACUGCAGAAUACAGCCAAACCCAAACACUCGUUACUGCCGGAUAUUUCGUGCAACCCUGUACGUGCCUGCAAAGACGCCUCCAGCCACAGGGGGGCAGCACCCCUUGACUGGCCACAGAGAACAGUGACCCGUGAAUUUAGCACCGACUCCGACCGGCUUAACUAUCGUAAAGAGUCCAAACAAGAGCAUGACCCAAGUAUGCGGACAGAACAAGGUUCACAGUCCCAUUCAGAGCGACACCUGAGCAAUCAGUUGGACCAGGAUUUGAAAUUGUGGGAUGAACGUGCUGAGAGAGCAGAACGACCAAGCAGUGGCAGGCGAAGUUCUGCAAGAUCGCGAAACAGAUCACAAUUUAACCACAGCAGUGACCUCAUUGCAACAGAGGAGAGUGGCCCGACAUCCGUCCGUAACCGAAGACCAAAACCUCAAUGGUGUGAACAGGACGAUCCGUUAAUGGAAUCCUGGGACUCAUUAACGAAGUUUAACCAGCAUCAGCGAGGGUGAAUCUCCAACAUGGCAUUGGAGAGAGAUAUCUUCGAUGAGUUUGUUCAGCGUCAGUCCCGCCCGACACCCAUCGUCGCCAGUCGUCCUACCGCCUCUUCGCUCCCUGAUUCCGAUGACCCUGAAAAUGACCCCCGUGACCCUGAUGAAGACUUUGAAAUCCCGGUUCUCCCACAAGGUCGCCAACUCGUCAUUUACAUCAUGUCCACAUGGGGUGACCGUCACUACAUCGGCCUCAACGGCAUUGAGAUCUUUUCCUCCAAUGGUGAGCCAGUCAAACCUGUCCACAUCACGGCCGACCCACCUGAUAUUAAUAUUUUACCGGCCUACGGGAAAGACCCACGCAUCAUUACCAACCUCAUUGAUGGUGUAAACAGAACUCAAGACGACAUGCAUCUGUGGCUGGCUCCGUUCACUCCUGGCCGCAGGCACGUGAUCUCCAUGGAUCUUGGUGUGAAAUGUUGCCUGGCAAUGAUCCGUGUUUGGAAUUACAACAAGUCCAGGAUACACUCGUUUAGAGGAGCACGAGAAAUGGAGAUAAUUCUCGAUGGAUGUUAUAUUUUUAGAGGGGAGAUAGCCAAAGCUUCUGGAACUCUCUCAGGAGAUUUUUUUGUACCGCCCAUAACGGGUGGAAACCGGAGAGAUGAGCUGGCCAGUAUGGACUAUGAAGCACCUUUAAUGCCAUGUGGAUUUAUAUUCCAGUUGCAGUUGUUGACGACGUGGGGUGACCCGUACUACACUGGCCUUAAUGGACUGGAAUUCUAUGACCAGAAUGAGCAGAAAAUACCACUCAGUGACAACAACAUCGCUGCUUUUCCUGACAGUGUGAACGUGUUAGAUAACGUGUGCGGGGACGUCCGGACGCCUGAUAAACUGAUUGACGGGAUCAAUAACACACAUGAUGGCCGACACAUGUGGCUCGCUCCCGUUCUGCCCGGACUGGUGAACCGUGUUUAUGUCAUCUUUGACCAGCCAAUGACAGUUUCCAUGAUUAAAUUAUGGAAUUUCUCCAAAACACCUCAGCGAGGAGUCAAAGAAUUUGGGCUCUGCGGCCCAAAACCUGCAUGACGGACGGACGGAAACACGGAAAGCAGCGAUACUGACUGAGAAAGACAGAGUUGAGGAUAAUGAAAGUGUUAACAGGAGCGUAAAAAAGCAAUAACAGUUUCUUUCUGGUCCAAAGAUACAUUGAAAAUACAAUGACCUCACCAACAGAGACACACACUCCAGUGUAUAUGUAAUUUAUGUAUGAUAAAAGCUGUAAAUUUGCUUAUGUUUUUGCUAUAAUGUUUUCGAGUUGUACUAUACUUGAUAGUCUGAUAUUCUAUUUUAAAAUCUCUUUUUAAAGUAAGUGUCCUUUGAACCAUGACAUUUCAAGUUGUGAAUGGGGAGUUAGUAACGCAUAAAAUAACAUGCACAACAAUGCAUUUCAUGUCUGUUACACUUAUAAUAGCUUGUGCAUUCUACAGCCAUAUUUUUAAUAUUUUAAACAGCAGUCCAAUUGUGCAGACAGCACACAUGUGAUCUACCAGCAACAUUUUUACAAUGUUUCAGCACUCAUUUUUUCAAAACCUUUCACUGUUAAUUCAAGACACUAUUACAAAUGAUAUGCAAAAGCUGCCAGUUUACUGAUAUUUAAUUAUUAUUAAAUAUCAAAUA